AGAAGUAAUGGCGACGUCGGUGGGUACCGAGUCCCCUCGGACUGGGUUAACCCGAAGAAGCCGAAGCAGGAAUAUUCUGUCGAGGAUCAGACACGGAGAGAUCACCGGCCGGGGAAUGUGCCGAGGGACACAGAUACCAGAGGCUCUGCUCCAGGAGCGGGACAAGCGUGCCAGGUGGCACGGGAUCCCCAUCUUGCUGCAGAAGCUGUAUGUGAGCAGUCAUCCCAACAGCGACCUCUCCCAGACCCACGGAGUGGUGAAGGAAUUGUCAUCCUUACUCUCCAUGGAAGCCAUGUCGUUUGUGACUGAGGACAGGAAAACGGCCCAGGAGUCCACCUUCCCCAACACAUACACGUUUGAUCUCUUUGGAGGCGUUGACUUACUGGUGGAAAUCUUAAUGAGACCCACUCUGACAACACAGAUGAACAACCCCAAAAUGAGUGAUGACCUAGUCAAGGACUGUCUAAGUGUUCUUUACAACUGCUGUAUAUGCAAGGAAGGGGUGACAAAAAGCUUGGCGUCAAGGAACGACUUUGUCCUGUUUCUGUUCACACUGAUGACAAAUAAGAAGACCUUUCUGCAGACAGCCACGCUAAUUGAGGACAUUCUUGGUGUCAAGAAGGAGAUGAUCCAGCUGGAGGACAUCCCCAACCUGCCCACUCUGGUGCAGAGCUUCGACCAGCAGCAGCUCGCCAACUUCUGUCGCAUCUUGUCCGUCACCAUCUCCGAGCCCGAUGUCGGCAACGACGACAAACACACUCUCCUGGCCAAGAACGCCCAGCAGAAGAAGAACGCCAGCCCCUCGCGUGCAGAGGUCAACCAAGUGACUCUCCUCAACAUCCCGGGCUUCAUUGAGAGACUGUGCAAGUUGGCGACGCGGAAGGUGUCGGAGGCGACAGGGACGUCCAAUUUCCUGCAGGAGCUGGAGGACUGGUACACCUGGCUGGACAACGCCCUUGUACUGGACGCUCUCGUGCAGAUGGCCACAGAGGAGGCAGAACACAGCAGUACAGAAUCAUCAGAUGAGAGCACUCUGGCCACCAGCCCCCUGAGACACAGGCUGCCGCAGUCGAUGAAGAUCGUGCACGAGAUCAUGUACAAGGUGGAGGUGCUCUACGUCCUGUGUGUGCUGCUCAUGGGCCGGCAGAGGAACCAGGUGCAUAAGAUGUUGGCUGAGUUUCGGCUCAUCCCGGGACUCAACAACCUCUUUGACAAGCUCAUCUGGAGGAAACAGACAUCCAACCACGUCCUGCAUGGUCAGAACCAGAACUGUGACUGCAGCCCAGAAAUUUCCUUCAAAAUCCAGUUCUUGCGGCUACUCCAGAGUUUCAGUGACCACCACGAGAACAAGUACCUGCUUCUGAACAGCCAGGAGCUGAACGAGCUGAGCGCCAUCUCUCUGAAAGCCAACAUCCCGGAGGUGGAGGCUCUGGUCAAUACCGACAGGAGUCUGGUGUGUGAUGGUAAAAAGGGUCUGCUGACGCGACUACUUGCAGUCAUGAAGAGGGAACCAGCGGACUCCUCUUUUAGGUUCUGGCAGGCCAGGGCAGUGGAGAGCUUCUUGAGAGGGGCCACCUCCUACGCUGACCAGGUGUUCCUCCUGAAGCGUGGCCUUCUGGAGCACAUCCUGUUCUGCAUCAUCGACAGCGGCUGCAAGUCCCGAGACGUGCUGCAGAGCUACUUCGACCUGCUGGGGGAGCUCAUGAAGUUCAACAUCGAUGCUUUCCGGAGGUUCAACAAAUACGUCAACACGGAGGAGAAGUUUCAAAUAUUCUUGAACCAGAUAAACAGCUCCUUGGUGGAUUCCAACAUGCUGGUGCGAUGCAUCGUCUUGUCGCUGGACAGAUUUGAGAACCAGACAGAGGAUGUAAAAGUGGUGGAAGUGCUCUCAGAAUGCUGUCUGCUGUCGUACAUGUCCCGCGUGGAGAACAGGCUCUCCUUCCUCUUCAGGCUCGUCAACAUCAUUAACGUGCAAACACUUACACAGGAGAACGUCAGCUGCCUCAACACCAGCCUGGUGGUUCUGAUGCUGGCGCGGAGGAAAGGCAAGCUGCCCUUCUACCUGAACGCCCUGCGGGAGAAGGAGUACGCUGAGAAGUACCCGGGCUGCCUGCUCAACAACUUCCACAACCUGCUGCGCUUCUGGCAGCGCCAUUACCUCAACAAGGACAAGGACAGCACCUGCCUGGAGAACAGCUCCUGCAUCUCCUUCAGUUACUGGAAGGAGACUGUGUCCGUGCUGCUGAGCUCGGACCGGACUUCCCCCUGUGCCAUAGCGAGCUACAUCGACGAGGCGUUCAUGGAUCUGGACAGAGACUUCCUGGAAGUUUAACCCUCCCCCCCACCAGGGCACACGGACACAGAGGGGAGGCCAGGGGGUGAGGAGGGACUUUCCGAUACCUACAGACGAUACUUCAAAGAGCAUAUCCUAGACGACGGCCAUUCAGGGAUCCAUCACUGUACUGUGUGUGUGUGUGUGAUUCCGGACAUGCCGAAUGUUGCCAGAUCACGGCAGGUGUGCGGGCAAACUCCAGCAGCCGUUAACAGAGGUUUUCUGCCUGUCUCAGGUAGUGGAUUGGAAGGAUACCACACAGAAGCAUGGGAAAAAAAUUUAAACCAGAAAACCCCACCCCCUCCCCGUGAAAUACAAAAAAAAAUUCAGGGAUAAGCAAUAGUUUUAAUGUCGGUGGUUUGCUUUAGAUUAAAUCAAAUAAAAGUUCUAUAUAUAUACAUAUAUAAAGAUCUAUUCAGCGAAUCUAUGUGUUUAUAGAUUGCAGCUAAUCUCUGAAAAGCCAGAUCAUUUCCAAACUGAGACAAAACCUCUAAUAUGCACGCUACAGAGUUAACAUUAGUCAAGAUGGGUGUAUGACUGUAAUUUGAAAGGCUGUGGCCGGUCGUCUGUCACAAAUGAAAAUGCUCCUGUUUGCCAUGACCUUAGACCACACGCUUCCUGCUCAUGCUUGAACUGAACGCUGUUUAAAUGUAGCAGUCCUUACUGUUUGCAUUUGGUGAUCAUCAGACAGAGACAAGCAGGGGGCGGAGGACACACGAAAACGCUGCCCUCCCAAGACAAGCUGCUGUUGGUCCAAAGCGUGAGCUGGACUGCUGGGUUCAAAGGUCACAGUCGGCCGAGCUGUCCCUCGUAGGACGCCUCGCACGUGCUGUCACAUGGGCAGUGCUGCCGUCCGUAUGACAGGUGGUAUCCUCUGGUGUUCCGCCCCCACGUCCAACCCACCGCCCUUGCGCAGUACCAGAAGGGAGACUUGCACCCUAAAACCACAAAGGAGAGCAGGGGGAGGGGGAGUGAAUGCUUUUUUUUUAUUAUUAUUACUUUUGGGUUUUGUGGUGACACAGUAUGUUAGCUUUCAAUUCUUAAUUUUUAAAAAUGCACUGCAUGGCAUUUGCAGUUUUAGAACUUAUGUUAACGAUAAUGGCAAUGGUCAUCAUUUUUUUAAUGCUAAGGGCACAUGUGUAAAGUCCAAGGCAGUGUGAGUAGAGAAUAAACUAUGCAGGUUGUGGCAUUUCUCUCAUGAUGAUAUUCUUAUCCUAAUCUCCCCAGUGCUGCAGAACUGGAAGGUCUUUUGUGUUGUCUGUGACUGUUCUCCAGCUGCUCACUUGUCUCCCUUCUGCCGUGAUCUCUCCUCUCCUCUUGGUAGCACCUUGUACCUCUUCUGUCUGAUUGGAUGGAGCAGGGAGGAGGGCUCCUUGCUGUAGAGCAUCUAGCUUUGCCUGCUUUUGCCAGAAUGUGUUGACGUUUCCAGGGAAACAGACGCCAAACUCAGAAGUCUGCUCCUGAAGCAGGUCUUUGAUAUCAGUCAGUUGUGCUGGAGAUCCCUAGAUGGCCCAAGUAACCCUUGUGGAGAGAUACUCAACAAUGACAACAACAAAAAAAAAGAAAACAAAGCUAUGGUUUGAGCUACCUCAUUAUUUUUCAACCCAGCACCAUCUGUUUUGUACUGCCAUUCUUACAUGUAGGGUUGCAAUAAAUCAAGCAUUUCAACCAUGAUCAAAUAUUGUUGUCAGAUACGUUCACACACCAGGGGCUGGUUGUACCAACUGGAUAUCCACCAGGCUUACUGCUGCAUCUGACUCAGAGGAGAGUUAAAGCCCUGGUGUUUGUAUAUCCAACAGUUGCACCAUUUUGAUAUUCCUUUUUGUUAGACUUGGGGACAACCCUCUGUUAAAUUAGCUCCAUGGUGAUAUCAGUUACAGCAGCAUUUUAAGACAGGGGAGCUACAGUGUAAAAUCACUGCUGAGCUUUAGUGCGUAUGGCAAAAGUCAUGUCUAAAAAAUUGUGAUGCAGGCAGAUACAUAGCUAAGAUUAUUAAUAAAUAAUAUAUAGAAUUAGAACAUACACAAAUAUUGAAUUAGCUGCAGAACACCCAUUAUGCAUUGCAGCUAGAUUCCAGUCAGAGCAGUACAUUACAGGAAGCUGGGGGAGAGGCAGAACCCUUCUCUCACUGCAGAUACCACCUGCUGUGGUAUGUUAGCGGUAGUCGUGGUAUUGAUAUUAAGAGGGAUGAUUAAAUGUAAAAAUGGCAUGCUGUAAUUUCGCUCCUAGUUUGAUUCGGGACUAAAUUCCUUUCAAUUAGCAUUUUGCGGUUGGGGCUACCUGGGUAGUUUGUCAGUUAUUCGAUGAUGCAAGCUCUUUGCUAUGGAAAUAUGCUCCCCAUACUGCUUCUCUAAAGACUAACUUUCAUAUCAACAUUGUGGUACAAACAAGAGUAAUUUAUCCAUCAUACUUAUUUAGCUAUAUAGAGAUCCCCUUUAUAAAAACAUAGCUAACUAAACCAGCAAUAAAUAUUUGCAUCAUUAAGUUUUAUUGUGGUUAGCUAGCUGUAAUUCUGGUACUGUCCUGUAUGUGCUUUGGGCUUUGUAAAAAUAAACUUCCAAUAAGAAAAAUAUUGAAUCAACGACACCAGCACAAAAUUGAUGACUUUGCCAAAUUUGUACUUGGUUAGCAAGCUGUAGCUGUAUAAUCUUUUAAAUUAUUUUUAAGGUAUUACUUGUUUAGUUGUAGACUAUAAACUGCUUAAAACACAAGUCAUAGCUUACGUAGUUCACUUAGAGACAUUCAAGAGUUGUUUGAUUCAUGUCAAUUUUGUUCAGUGUUUAUGCAUGCAAACACAUCACAUAUGCUAGACCCCAUGUUAAUGCUCGACCUCUGUUUAUGCUACCUAUUGUAGCUUGGUGCAACAUGUGUAAAGUCAGAUCAAACAGUCAGACAUACCAGUGCCUGUCAAGGCACUUAUGACAAGCUUUUUUAUGCCCAGUUAGUGCAACCGGCCCUGUAAAAGACAAACCUGGGUAAUUCAUUGCAUUACCCUGCACCCUGAAUAGUGGACAUGCCAUCGUGCCAUAGUCCUUUUGGCCUACAUGUUUCCCAGUCCUCAAAGGUUCUCAAGUGAAUUUUUUUUUUUUUUCUCGCUGCUGCUUCUUUUCUUCUCUUGGCUUUCUGCCUGCAGUAGUCUGGUGUAUGAACAUUGACUUUAAUUCCUUUUUAGAGAUAGUUGGGAGUUUACAGGCCGGGCCCGGGAUUAUUCGGCAUGAUGGAGUCCUCUUGACUCCAAAUUGUCCUUGUAAACCCAGAGGCCAGUAUCUCCAGCCUAGCCAGCACCAAACACCAAUCAUGAAUGUUGUGUUCCGAUUCUCUUGAGCUCUGAGGUGAUCCGUGUAAAGCCUAUUUGUGGCUUUUAAAAGAGCACUGGGGAUUCUUGUGGAAAAAACCCUGGGAGUGUGUUUGGUUCAAUGUCUUUACAAAAUCAGUUUGUGAGGGUCAUUUAUUUGAUUGGAGUUAGGUAUAUUUUCCAUGGAUUCCAUGGGACCUUUCUCAAUAACUUCAGACUCCCAGCAGUCUGAAAGUAAAAUAAUAGGAUGAACUAGUGACAAGAGAAAUGCCUCAGGCACAAACCACUUUAAACCAGACUCUUCCAGUAAGAUUAUGGAAAUAAACUUAGUUUUCUUUUCCCUGUUUGAUUUCUUAAAUCAGUUGUACACUACAUCAUUUUUAGUAUGCGGUACUAGAAUUAACUUUCAGGCUUGCCUAGUGAGUCUUUAGGUAUGAAUGAAAAACAUUUUCACACACCCAU
Messenger RNA from Megalops cyprinoides (Indo-Pacific tarpon), 6089 nucleotides. RefSeq names its product short transient receptor potential channel 4-associated protein-like. Lineage: Eukaryota; Metazoa; Chordata; Actinopteri; Elopiformes; Megalopidae. Gene Ontology annotation, biological process: ubiquitin-dependent protein catabolic process. Bases 8 to 2332 code for a protein of 774 amino acids. Gene Ontology annotation, cellular component: Cul4A-RING E3 ubiquitin ligase complex. The record is from RefSeq and is a predicted model, not a curated record. The transcript is spliced from 19 exons. Gene Ontology annotation, molecular function: phosphatase binding.